UGCGUUUGCUACGCAGUCCGGUCACAAUUCAGAGCGGGAAAAAAGUGCAGCCUGGCUGGCGCAGGCGAACGCAUCAAGAGCUUCUCCAUAGCCGACAUCUUGGGGCAAGCGGAUGAGCGCAAGGCAGCCACACCUGCGCCCCAUGACCGUCUACAACCGCCACCAGCGGCGCCGCCGACGGCAACGGCGCCAGCUCUGACCACAAUUGGAGCAACUGCAGCGCCUCUGUUGCAUCCUGGACUCCAUCCGUUUCUGCCGCCCGCCUUGCUGCACAGCUAUGAGCAGCGUCUGGCCUGGGACUAUCAGCGGCAGCUGCAAGAGCACUUCCAGGCGCAGCUCCUGCGCCAGAUGAGCAUGGAUCCCGCCAUAAUACCCAUUCCCUCGGAAGAUGGCAGCUCGGAGCGUUGUUCGCAGCGCUCGAGCAGCAGCAAUGGCAGCACCGAUUGUUGCACGCCUCAGCAGGAGGAUAAAUCCAAGCAGACGUCAAGUGAGAAGCCAUCUGCGGGAGCUGCAUCGGGUGCGGGAGCGGGAGCAGACACGCCACUCGAUGCACUCUUUCAGCUAUCCACCAAAAACUUUGAUGAGGAGCAGGAUCCCUCCACGCUGAACAUCUUUGCCACGCGUUCGAAUCCAAAGAAGAAGCGCAAAUCGCGCACAGCAUUUACGAAUCAACAGAUCUUUGAGCUGGAGAAACGUUUCCUCUACCAGAAGUAUCUCUCGCCAGCGGAUCGUGAUGAAAUCGCCGCUGGCUUAGGAUUAUCCAAUGCACAGGUGAUCACGUGGUUCCAGAACCGACGGGCUAAACUCAAACGCGACAUGGAGGAGCUGAAAAAGGACGUGCAGAGCGUGAAACAAUUACCCGACCAGUCAGCAGAUCCCAUGCGAUGCCGGCCAUCGCAACCACAUCCGAGUAACAGUCACCACCUCCACCCCCAACAGCAGACGCAUCAGCAUCAGCAGCAGCAGCAGACGAGCAACUCGAGCCGGGACAAGGAGGAACUUCGAAUGCUGAAGAUGAUGACACUGAUGCGCUAUUCGGAUGGCAAGCUGCUCUACCCGCCCGCCGCUCUACCGCCCCCCUGCUUGCCACAGCUUGGCAACUAGUUACCACAACAAUUUACCCAACAGCAGCGAUUAGCCCAAUUUGUACUUUCCACACACACAACACACACGAUUUCUAAUUUGCCAAACAAGAAAACUCAAAAACAUUUUCUUCGCAAUCAUUUUCCUAAUUGUAGUAUUAAAUUUCCUCAUAUAAAUUGCUUGUGAUUUUCGUUCAAAAAAAAAAUAACAACCACCUUUAUAUGAAUAUUUAUAAUUCUUCUGUGUUAACUGAUUGUAGAUUAUUUGCAAGUACUCAUUAUAAGAAAAUAAAGCAUAC
Drosophila nasuta is the source of this 1381-nucleotide messenger RNA. RefSeq names its product ladybird late (gene lbl). Gene Ontology annotation, biological process: regulation of transcription by RNA polymerase II. The annotation marks the transcript as partial. Gene Ontology annotation, molecular function: DNA-binding transcription factor activity, RNA polymerase II-specific; sequence-specific double-stranded DNA binding. The record is from RefSeq and is a predicted model, not a curated record. The transcript has 4 exons. Gene Ontology annotation, cellular component: nucleus. NCBI's taxonomy places the organism in Eukaryota, Metazoa, Arthropoda, Insecta, Diptera, Drosophilidae.